Molecule: messenger RNA, 1168 nt
Organism: Hevea brasiliensis (rubber tree)
Lineage: Eukaryota; Viridiplantae; Streptophyta; Magnoliopsida; Malpighiales; Euphorbiaceae
Exons: 2
Coding region: 15-572 (185 amino acids)
Source: RefSeq, a predicted model, not a curated record
AAUAAACUAUAAAAAUGGGAACUUGGAGUAUCAUUCCCUCGUCUUCUUCACUCGUCACGUUAAACAGAAGGGGCAAAAAAGUGCAGAAGAAGAAAAGGAAUUAUAGCAUUGUGAGCAAACUCGGAAAUUCACAUUCAUCAAUGGACUUCUGGCGUAAAGCUCGGUCCAUCGCGGAGGACGCCACCAAGUCUUCUCAGGAGCUAACCAAGGAUGCUGCCAAGCGAUCGCAAGAGCUCACAAUUGGUUCUUCCAAGAUCUCCGACAUCGUUUCUGAAACGGCUAAGCGCUUCAAGGAUAUCGCCUCUGAGGCCUCCAAACGCUCACAGGAGAUUACAAUCGGUUCAUCCAAGUUAUCCGACAUCUUAUCCGAGACGGCUAAGCGUUUAAAGGAGAUCACUGCCGAGAAGUCCAAGCGAGCCUACCAGAUCAAGACCCAAGUCAUCAAGAGAGCUGACCAGAUCAAGUCUCUACCCGAGGGGAUCACGCCAUCCUCUCUACUCGCUCGCACGGUCCCAGCUGUGGAGUCGCAGCUAGACGACAAGGAGAAGAGCUCGAGAGGUUUGGUGUUAUAGAGGAGAGAGUUCGUGAAUGAAAUUACUAUGAGCACAUUUUAAGACUUUCCAUUGCAAGUGCAGGAAAUGAAAAGAAUUUGGGACUUCUAAUGCUACAUGAUGGUGCUUUUUGUUUAUUGAGGAAAUGCAGGAACUUUAUUUUCUUGUUUUCAAUUUGGCUAAGUGUGACCUUGAGACCCUUGCGUACUGUCCUCUAUUGUUGUUGGCUGCAUUGGAAAGUUUCACAUCACACAAUCAAUGUAAUUGACAUCUUUUUAUAUAGUUUUAAGCAUUUUGGUUGUCAAAUUGGAUGAUUGUUUGAUAUGUUGUAGAUGACUCAGAGAUGUCUGACGUGCCUAUGGUGUCAAAUAUGAGGCAGGAUCUUACACAGUGGCAAGAAAAGCAUGGCCACCUCGUUCUAUCAAGUAUCAACAGUCAAGGUUGCUUCCUUUCUUGUUACACAUAUUACGGAUGUUGUAAUCCCAUAACUGCAAUUGAAUUUUAUGAAUUAUACAUAUUGAACCUUAAAAAUAUUAAAUUGUUGAAAGGAGAAAAAAGUCAUAUUUGAAACACGCAAUUGGUUGCUUAAUGAAGGAAACUCUGAGGAGCUUAAAGAA